Molecule: messenger RNA, 1335 nt
Organism: Mixia osmundae IAM 14324
Lineage: Eukaryota; Fungi; Basidiomycota; Mixiomycetes; Mixiales; Mixiaceae
Exons: 1
Coding region: 1-1335 (444 amino acids)
Source: RefSeq, a predicted model, not a curated record
AUGCUCAUCCGGUCUGCGCUCAGGCGAGCGCCCAGACGGACCUACUGGCGAGCGGCAACCUUCACGGCAGGCAGUGACAGCAGUGCAGAGCUAUGCGAUCCUCUGUCGUCUUUCCUAUCGGGCACAGAGACCUCCAAACCAGAUGCGCUCAUCUUUGCCCUCUCGCAGAACUUGCCGAGCGAGGUCAUGCUCAGGAUCCUCGACAUGCUCCGCCAGGCUCAUGCAGAUGCACUAGGCUGUCUCUCUGACCCUCUACCUGCUUCUGCUUCAGCGAUCACGUCAGGCGAGGACAGGUUGGCAAGUGCUGCUGUUGCGAUUCACUACCCGUCCGAUGGAGCAAGAGCUCUCCGCUUCACAUCGAAGGUCCCCGGUAGACCCAAGAUCGCUCUGGGCAGAGAAGUGAAGCGGGAUGUAGAGACGUAUGUAGAUGAUCGGUCUCAUUGGGGUCGCAUGUCACGCGUUGCCGUUUCCGACCUGCGAUCGGCUCAGAACACCCUCGAGCAGAUCGAUGGUCUGACCGCAGACGACUUGAAAACAAUGACACAGACCGUCUACUUCUCGGACGAUAAGCCAGAAGGUCUGCUUGCCGCUCUCGAUCGGCAUUGCCCGCUCGCGGCAAAAUCGGGCCUGAUCGCGUCAAGCACGCCCUUCGUCACCGGAAGACCGUUCACGCUUCUCAAAGGCAGUCAGAUAGAGCAGCAAGGUGCUGUAGGCGUAGCUAUCGUCGAUGGCGAACCCGGCACCGUCAAGCUGCAUUUACGUGAUAUGGCAAAUUUUGGCGGCAGGAAACGCGUCACGCAGUCUGCCGGCAAUAUCAUCCUCGCACUCGAUGACGCCAACGCUGCUGCACUUCUGUUGCAGCACAUACAAUCUUUUGCAUCAAAGACUGACGCUUUCGGCAAUACGGCAGAGUACCUCAAUAAAGACAAGAAUUACUACAUAGCCGUUUUCUCCGAAAGCGAACGACCGCCUUCAUCUCAUGAGAAGCCUAUCUUCCUCAGCCGGGUCAUAUCUGGCGAUCCCAAACGGGGUGCAAUCUCGAUCGAUACCGAGACCGAUAUCCUACCGGGGCAGUGGAUCGAAUUUAUGCACCAUCAAGGCGCACAGUCGGCGGCGAUCGAACCCUCAGCGAAGCCGAUGCUUAGCUUUGUCAUGACCGCCACCGAAGAAAGCACACCGUCCUCACAGAGAAGCAAAGAAGGGGCCAAGACGAUCGAAGGACAGUUCCUUGCAGCGAGCGAAAAAGGGUUUGUGCUGCACGAUUCUGCCCGUCCGCUGUCGCACAGCUGGAUAUGCAAAGUGCAGGAUGCGAUAGCACGAGCUGCACUCACAUAG